Messenger RNA from Solanum pennellii, 1860 nucleotides. RefSeq names its product cytochrome P450 89A2-like. The record is from RefSeq and is a predicted model, not a curated record. The transcript has a single exon. Gene Ontology annotation, cellular component: membrane. Gene Ontology annotation, molecular function: oxidoreductase activity, acting on paired donors, with incorporation or reduction of molecular oxygen, NAD(P)H as one donor, and incorporation of one atom of oxygen; iron ion binding; heme binding. Lineage: Eukaryota; Viridiplantae; Streptophyta; Magnoliopsida; Solanales; Solanaceae. The coding region runs from base 108 to 1637 and encodes 509 amino acids.
CAAUGUGAUAAACAUGUGAUCUUUUCAACCACAGAUCUUGAUUCUCCUUUGUUUGCUAAAUCAAACGCAUGAAAAUGAAAACUCUCUCUUUGUAUUGAAAUUGAGUAAUGGAGAACUGGAUUUUCGUACUACUCUUUUCUCUCUGCAUAUCUUUUCUGCUCAAAUCUUUUGUAUUUUUCAUCUCUGCUAACUCCAAAUCCAAGAAAAAACUCCCACCGGGACCCUACAUUUUUCCGGUGAUCGGAAGCUUAUUAUGGUCCAACGCCAAAUUGGAACCCGCACUCCGUGUACUCAAGGCUAGGUAUGGUCCUCUCAUAACUCUCAAUAUUGGGUCUCGUCCUACUAUAUACAUAGGUAGUCACUCUUUAGCCUACCAAGCUUUAGUCCAGCAAGGCUCUAUUUUCUCCGACCGGCCAACGGCUGAAUCUAGUAACCAGUGUAUCAUCAGCUCCGCCCCUUACGGCUCAAUAUGGCGUCUUCUCCGUCGAAACUUGACUUCAGAAAUACUCCAUCAUUCUCGCUUCAAGUCCUAUUCCAAGGCCAGAUCGUGGGUGCUGGGUAUCCUCCUUCAACAGAUCCGUCACGCCCAAGUCGAUUCCGUGAAGUUAAUUGAUCAUUUUCAGUAUGCUAUGUUCUGUCUUCUUGUAUUGAUGUGUUUUGGGGAUAAACUUGAGGAACCUCAAAUCAAGCAAAUUCAAAAUAUGCAAAAUAACUUGGUCCUGGGUUUCCGACGAUACAGAGAUGUACUAAAAUUCUUUCCCAGAGUUGGAAAAAUAAUGUUUAGAAAUCGCUGGAAGAAACUCAUUGAACUACAACGAGAGCAAAGGAAUAUCCUCAUUCCUUUGAUUGAAGCUCGACGCAGGGCCAAAGAAGAAAAGACCGAACCCGCCGAUGAGUUAGUAGUGGCUUAUGUGGAUACGCUGUUGAAUUUGGAAUUGCCAGAGGAAAAAAGGAACCUCAAUGUUGGAGAAAUUGUAGCCCUCUGCAGUGAAUUCCUAAGCGCUGGAACUGAUACGACGUCCACUGCCUUACAGUGGAUUAUGGCCAACUUGGUCAAAAGCCCUUCCAUUCAGGAGAAACUAUACCGACAAAUUGCUAGUGUAGUGGGAGAAAAACAGAGCAAGCUGAGUACAGAUGAUGAAGAGGUGGUGAAGGAGGAAGAUUUGCAGAAAAUACCCUACUUGAAGGCAGUGAUAUUAGAAGGUCUUAGGCGUAACCCACCCGGUCACUUUGUGCUGCCACACAGAGUGACAGAGGAAGUUGAACUGAACGGCUACGUCAUUCCGAAGGAUACGACCAUCAAUUUCAUGGUUGGGGAGAUGGGUUUAGACCAAAAUGUAUGGGAAGAUCCAAUGGAGUUUAGACCAGAGAGGUUCUUAGUGGAAGGAUCCGAUAAAGUAGUUGAUUUCGAUAUUACAGGAAGUAAAGAGAUCAAGAUGAUGCCAUUCGGAGCAGGGAGGAGAAUAUGUCCUGCCUUUGCAUUGGCUAUGCUUCACUUGGAAUACUUUGUGGCUAAUUUGAUUUGGCAUUUUCAAUGGAAUCCUGUCGAAGGAGAUGAUGAUGUCGAUCUCUCGGAGAAGCAAGAAUUCGCCAGUCCACUACGAGCUCGUAUUUCCCCCAGAGUUAAGUCCCUUUGAAUUUCAUAAUUGCUUCUUUUUGUUUGCAUCUUCUCUCAGCUCUGAUGAUCAGUAAGUUGCUUUAAGAAUAAAUUAGAAAUUGUCACACAUUUUGAAAUAAAGAUCCGAUCAAGUACAAUUAUGUUAAGUAAUAUUAAAUGACCUUAUAGAUUCAGGUUGCCAAGUGUAUUAUAUAAGAAUUUAUGGUUGAAAUUAAUUUAAAUUAUAUACUCAUCUUCAUAAU